AUGUUGUCAAUAGAAGAUGAAAGUCUGUAUUGUCCUCCACUGCUUGAUAAUCUAUGUUGGCCGCAAACACUGGCGAAUGAUUCGGUGACCAUGCCAUGCGCAUCAUUGGCUAUGGGAGGCGUCGAUCCAAGCAAAUUUGUCACACGUCGAUGCCUUCCGUCAGGUAAUUGGGCCAAUGUUUCGUAUAAACCAUGCGUGUAUCCGGAUGUGUGGGAAUUAAUGAUGAAAUUUUACAUCCCAAGAACAGUCGAUCAAAGAAAAACUUAUACAGAUAUUCUACAAGCUGUUCGUAUCAUUGAACUUAUUGGAUUAUCAGUAUCAUUCGUCAGUGUUCUUGUUUCACUUUUAAUAUUUCUAACAUUCAGAUCACUCUAUUGCAGCCGAACGAAGAUUCAUAUCAAUCUUUUAUUAGCCAUCUUUAUUCAAAUCGUCGCACGCAUAGUUAACUAUGGUAUCGAAAUGAAACAAAGGAAUACACCAUCGCAUUUUGUACCACUGGCAUGUGGUACGAAUGCAAGUACUCCUUCGCCGGCGGCUCCAUCUGUGUUGACUUAUCUAUGUCCAUUGAAAGUUGUCUUUCUCCAGUUCAGUAUCAGUGCCAUGUUUAUGUGGAUGCUUUGUGAAGGCAUUCACUUGAAUAAUGUUUUAACUGUUAGUGUAUUUAAGAAUCAUUUUAAAACUUAUUACUUCUAUAUCAUCGGAUGGAUUGUACCUUUUUGUAUUACCUUGAGUUGGAGUAUUGUUAUGUUCCUGAAAGAAAGUGGACGAAAAUGUUGGGCAAAUUAUAAUUAUUUGAAAUAUUAUUACAUUGUCGAUGGGCCUCGAUAUGCAGUGAUGAUCAUAAAUGUUAUCUUUCUGUUGAAUAUCAUUCGAGUACUGUUGGUUAAAAUUAAAGAAGGUUCGGAAAAACAGUUACGUGAUAAGUACGUGAAUGUCACUAAAACCUUGUCGAUUCGCAGCAAGUCUUCUUCGAAAGAGAUUCGUUUUCCUAAAAAGAAACCUACGUCUAAACAUCCUCCCGGCAUCUUAUCUAGCUUGAAGAGUUGCAUUCAUCGUCGAACCCGACGUGGAUCAAUGAAUACAAGAUUUGUUAGAAAAGCAGUCAAAGCAGCUGUUUUUCUUUUACCAUUAUUGGGUAUCACACAUAUGUUGGAAACAUUUGUUUCACCUGACCGUCAAUCAAUUCCAUUGUUUGCACUUUAUUGUUCGGUGACGUAUUUCUUGGUCACGUUUCAAGGAUUUUUCUGUUCAUUACUUUAUUGUUUCUUGAAUACUGAAGUCCGAGACACUGUAUCUCGUCGUUUGCGAUCUACGCACACAUGGACAAGUUGUAAGCAAUGGCUAGGACGAAAUGAUCGAUACGAAAAAGACAUGUGUAGUAGUGCUGAUCGAACACGAUUGGAAUUAUUAAUCUCGCGAUCUGUUUCACGACCGAAAGAAAGCACGGUUCAAAUAGAUGAUCGUCGAUUGACAACUGAUGUUGACGAUUCUUGUAUUCAACCAUUGAAAACGACUUGUUAA
Messenger RNA from Adineta ricciae, 1521 nucleotides. The record is from the annotation of a GenBank genome assembly. Lineage: Eukaryota; Metazoa; Rotifera; Eurotatoria; Adinetida; Adinetidae.